UCAUACUUCGUGAGGACUGGCUGCCCUCUGAGUUUCACUAACACCAGCAUCAACUCAACCCUCUUCAAUUACGCCACUGGCGACAGCAACCUCACAGUUUACCUAAAUUGCAGUUUCCCGAUCAUGCCGCCCCAGCUAUCGGAAAUUACUUGCCUUAGUAACCUUUCUAGGCCGAAAAAGUCGUACUAUAUGGUGGAUGAUGGGCCGUCAACUUUUCUGCAAAAUUUUCAAGGUAGCUGCGACCACACGGCGGCUGUGGCGGUUUAUGAAAGGUUGGACUUCGAUGUGGCCUUAAAAGCGGGUUUCGGAUUGACUUGGAAGGACAGUUUGGAUUGGUGCCAGGAAUGUAUGGAUUCCGGAGGGAGAUGCGGUUACAAUGAGACUCGACCAGAAGAUCAGAUUUGCUUCUGCUCUGAUACUAACCGCCUUAAUUCUUGUUUUUACUCAAAACGAAAUGAAGCUUUUGUGAUAGGUAUAACUGUGGCUUUGAUAUGCCUCCCGUUGAUUUGCGGCUCAUUAUACUUUUGUAUCAUCCGACGUAACAGAUUAAACAACUUAAUCUUCAAGAAGAAGAACGAAAUAGCUCGAACCAUUGAAGCCUUUCUAGAUGCAUGCGAUUAUCUUGGUCCAAAAAGGUAUAACUAUUCAGCUUUGAAGAAGAUAACCAACUCUUUCUCUGAAAAGUUAGGCCAAGGUGGUUACGGUGCUGUGUUCAAAGGUAAAUUUCCUGAUGGUCGUUUGGUGGCUGUAAAGGUUUUGAGCGAUACAAAAGGCAAUGGUGAUGAAUUCAUUAAUGAGGUGGCGAGUAUUGGUAGGACUUCUCAUGUUAAUGUUGUAAGUCUCUUGGGCUUUAGUUCAGAGGGUUCUAAAAGAGCUCUUAUAUAUGAGUUCAUGUCCAAUGGCUCACUCGAGAAGUACAUCCAUUCAGAGAAUUUGAAAUUUACACUUGGCUGGGAAAAACUAUACCAAAUAGCUGUUGGCAUAGCUCGUGGCCUCGAGUACUUGCAUCGUGGUUGCAAAACUCGCAUUGUGCAUUUCGACAUCAAACCACACAAUAUACUACUUGAUCAAGAUUUCUGUCCAAAGAUUUCUGAUUUUGGUCUUGCACAGCUGUGCCUUAGAAAAGAUAGCAUAUUUUCUGCUAUAGAUACAAGAGGAACUAUAGGAUAUAUUGCUCCAGAAGUUUUUUCUAGAAACUUCGGAGUUGUCUCCAGCAAGUCGGAUGUUUAUAGCUAUGGGAUGAUGAUACUUGAAAUGGUUGGAGAAAGAAAUACCUCACAUUCGUGCAAUAAGAGUGAUAGUGAAUACUAUUUUCCACAUUGGAUUUAUGAGCAUUACCAUCAAAUUGGCCAUAUGGAAGGUUUCAGUGUAACUAUUGAAUUAGAAGAGAUCGUAAAGAAGAUGAUUUUGGUGGGGUUGUGGUGCAUCCAAACAAUUCCUGGGAGUCGGCCAUCGAUGAGCAGAGUGGUUGAUAUGCUGCAAUGCAGCGUUGAUGACUUGGAAAUGCCACCAAAGCCAACACUUUCAUCUUCUUAGGAUCAUUUUGUCUGUGCGAGCUUCUGCUCUUCGGUUAACUAAGUAUCCUUUCAUGGUAUCAGAGCAAGUUAUUCCUUAAAACCUUUAGCUCGUCAUCUAAGCCGGCUUCAUGGCAAAUACCGAAGCAUCAUCUACGGCAGCUGAGCCGACUACGCCC
Dendrobium catenatum is the source of this 1693-nucleotide messenger RNA. Its product is annotated as LEAF RUST 10 DISEASE-RESISTANCE LOCUS RECEPTOR-LIKE PROTEIN KINASE-like 2.4. Gene Ontology annotation, biological process: protein phosphorylation. Lineage: Eukaryota; Viridiplantae; Streptophyta; Magnoliopsida; Asparagales; Orchidaceae. Gene Ontology annotation, molecular function: ATP binding; protein kinase activity. Bases 124 to 1536 code for a protein of 470 amino acids. The transcript is spliced from 4 exons. The record is from RefSeq and is a predicted model, not a curated record.